Acipenser ruthenus (sterlet) is the source of this 1374-nucleotide messenger RNA. RefSeq names its product IQ domain-containing protein C-like. Gene Ontology annotation, molecular function: protein binding. Bases 264 to 1070 code for a protein of 268 amino acids. Lineage: Eukaryota; Metazoa; Chordata; Actinopteri; Acipenseriformes; Acipenseridae. The transcript is spliced from 4 exons. The record is from RefSeq and is a predicted model, not a curated record.
UCGUGUCCACACGAGGGCAGAGUGGAGCUGCAGUGCGCUUUCAGAAACGUAUUGAAGAACAGAAACCACUGCAUUGCGUUUGCAACGGCGAUAUUAUAAAAUGAAUGAUUUUGAUGCAUUCGCGUUCCAGUAACCACAAGGGUGGAAAGGAAUAUUUCUCUGUUAAACGUCUUUUUUAUCAGCUAGCGUCCUUGCAGCCGGAAGUUUGGGUCUUGUUUCUAAGGAAGUAGCAUGUUUUUUGACUUCCUGCAAGACGGUUUGAAAUGAAGAGGCAGGAGUUGGAGAACAGAGUCGUCAUUUUACAGGCUCGUGUUAGAGGUUACCUUGUCAGAAAGAAGUUAUCAAGUUUGCGUGAGGAAUAUGAAAACAUUGUGAGAGAAAUAGAGGGAGACUUGGUCCUGCUAGAAUGGUGCGGAGAGACGAUACAGAGACCUGUAUUUGUGAACAAGAAAAGGGCAUUGUCACAAGCCACCAGCUGUACAGCUGCGGAGGAGCCUACAGAAGACCACAGCAGUGCUGCUCACACUAACAAAACAACAUGCAGGACUUCAGAAAUGUUACAGCCCGAAAGAGACACCGACGGAGCGACGCUCUUUGCUGUCGAACAGCAUCCCCGUGAAGAGAGAGCGGUUCCUGAGCUCCUCUGUGAGGGAGCACGGCACGUACUGGAGUCUGUGGAAGCCUCUGCGAGUGUGUCUGAGCUUUCAGGUUCAGCGGAGGAGGAGGAGAGAGACUUGAGGAGUUGCACUGAUUUGACGUCUGUGUGGAAUAGCACAACUCGGGACUCCGGCUCCAGUGUUAUCCACAAGGUAUUUGGCCCUGAAGCAAACCCUGGGAACUCCAGAGCGAUAGAGGGGUGUUGUACAUGUGUGGGUGUUUCAAGUGCCCCCUCUCCGAUACAUCCUACUCUGCAAAGGACUGCUGACAGUGUGUCAGUGUGGUUUCCAGACACUGCAAGACGUUUGGAAUUGCGAUUUCUGGAGCUUUCCAAGCCAUUAUUUAACACUGGUUUGCCGAAGCAAGAUGUUACAGCCUUGACCUUUUGGAAACGGUCAACAUGGGAGCUCUAGUUCAGACGCUCGAGCUGUCUUGUACCCUUCAAGUUGGUUACGCCCCGCUCCUAGUCUAGCUGUGUUGUGUCUCUGAACGGUAUGUGAAAACAACACACAAAUUAACAGUAAGAUGUGUAUAAAUCCUUAAUGAUGUCAUUGUUACUUAACUUUCUGGUGUCUGUUUGUAUAGUGUAUGCAAUCCUAGCACAUCAUAUUUUACACAAAUAUAGUGUCACCCGUUGUAUUUUGAUAUAUGUUAUGUCUACCAUUAAUGUUUUUGUAAGAAAUGACAAAUAAAUCGCAGUGUAUAUUUUUUCCAGAA